This is a messenger RNA of Asterias rubens (European starfish), 2280 nucleotides long. Its product is annotated as L-aminoadipate-semialdehyde dehydrogenase-phosphopantetheinyl transferase-like. The record is from RefSeq and is a predicted model, not a curated record. Gene Ontology annotation, molecular function: holo-[acyl-carrier-protein] synthase activity; magnesium ion binding. Gene Ontology annotation, cellular component: cytosol. NCBI's taxonomy places the organism in Eukaryota, Metazoa, Echinodermata, Asteroidea, Forcipulatida, Asteriidae. The transcript has 5 exons. Bases 541 to 1416 code for a protein of 291 amino acids.
UCUAAUAACAAAGAUGUCUGCGCCCAUCGAAACAAACACGGAUGUUUGUGUGCUCUGAACCGGAUUUUUAGAUUAAUCAAAUCGUUUGGUUGUCACAUUCCUUGAACUAGUAUGUGAGUGUCUCCCACAACUGCGUAUAGUGACUCCAAGCCUAGUACAGGCAGUAAUUUGUUCUCAGACUGCAUUGCACAAACUCAAAUUUACGUGGGGCAGACAAAGGAAACCAACACUGUUGACAACAGUGUCAAGGACAAGUGUGCGUUGUUGCCGUAUAACUUUUUCGGUGUAUUCGGACGGUGUGGGCGUGGCGGGACUUAAAUUCAUCGAACGGACUGCGUGAUAGUUGACAUUCCAGUCACAACCCUCCAGUGGGGAUUCAUCUUCAACGGCACACAUUUGGCCUUAUUAGCUUCCUGGUCCCCUAACACUAACAGUGACACCCUCUGGUCUUCUAGCUUAGUUAAAGCAAAACAAACGGACAAGGAUCCAGGGAGAAUUCUGCUUCUGCUUCAUCUUUUUAAGUAUUCAUUAAUUCAUAAAAUGGGGAGUGUACGUUGGGCCUUCCGAUUCGGUGCCUGGAAUCCAACCCAGGCUGAAUGGACUCUCGCAUCAAGGUGUAUUCAACAGGAAGAAAAGGAAAGGAUUGGAAAGUUUGUAUUCACAAAAGAUGGAAAAGCUUCCAUGGCUGGGAGACUGUUGUUACGGAAAGUGAUUACAGAUACCCUAAAUUUCCCAUGGAAAGACAUCAGUCUAGCCCGGACCGAGAAAGGCAAACCUUACCUGUGCAAUGAAUUCAUUGCAGAUCCCGAAUUCUUCCCUAAUUUUAACUUCAAUGCAUCACACCAGGGAGACUUUACUGUGUUGGCUGCCGAGCCAGAGUUCUCAUGUGGCAUUGAUGUUAUGAAGGUUGAAAGCAGAGGAACUCCAGAUAUCCCAGAGUUUUUCCGUAUCAUGACAAAGCAGUUUACUCCCCAUGAAUGGACAGUUGUGAAGGCAGAGGGCACAGAGUGGAAACAACUAGAAAUGUUUUACAGAUUCUGGUGCUUGAAAGAAAGUUACAUCAAGGCCAUCGGAAUCGGUUUAGGGUUUAAUCUGCAGAGGAUUGAAUUCCAUCCGAAGACACUUGCUCUACAGCAAGGAGUUGUCACAACGGAUACAGAGUUUUAUCUUGACGGCAAACUCGAUACCACAUGGGCUUAUCACGAAUCUAAGCUGGACGAUCUUCAUUUUGUAUGUGUUGCCCUCAAGAAACCACAUGGGGUGUCGGAUGACAUCACUGUUCCUCCGACUGUCUUUAAGGAGUUAAAGUUCCCGGAACUAGUUUCCUCAGCGGAGCCGUUAUUGCCAGAAGAUGCUUCGUACUGGGAGACGUUUAAUAAGAAGGAGGAAAGACCAAAAGGUCUCGAUAAGAAAUAAAUGUAAUGAUAACAUCUCCCCCAAAGUGUCAAGGUCUGAGUCUGACUUUAAUGGACUUUAAAUUCGAUGAUUAUAAACAAAGUUUAAGGACUUCGCCCCUUUCUGUUGAUAGCUUAUCUCUGACAGUGGAAUUAAUUUUGACAUGGAAUUGAAAGAGAUCACUUGCCAUCCUGGAUGGCACUUGAAAAUAAUUAUCCACCGUGAACAUCAAACAAGUUAUUAUUUUGAGGGUUUGUUUUAUACUGGAUGACUUCUCACCCCUACCCGAAAAGGUGGGGGCGGCGGACUAAGAAAAAGAAAAGAAAAAAACAGCAAACCAAACAAAACAAACUUUUGUACACGACAUAAUAACAACACAAUUACAGAAGUUGAAGUAAUUAUUUUAAACUUUCUUGAAGUUCCCUUUCCUGUUUUAAGUGCAGCUCCCACAGUUUAACAUGCAUGAAACUCAUUGCGUAAGAGCUUGCAUUCUGCAACUUCCAAUGUAGUAUAUUAUGUGGGGGGUUUUCAGGACCAUUUUUAUCUUUAGUUCGUGGUUCCUUUAAGUCAAAGACCCACACCCUUAGGUUCAAUUCAUCAGACAUAGACCUUCGCUCUCAGGGGCACAGCAAUGUUCCUCUCAUAAGGGGCCCUUCUAUUAGGAAAAUGUCUACGUGAACCAAUAUAUUGGAACUUUGCAAACAAAGGGCACCACUGCAAAAGCACAGGGCACCACGGCAAUAGAUCUUUAUCAUGCUGCCUCCAUCUUGGUCUUGUUCCUUGUCAAUAACGAAUGCUAAUAGUCAUUAUGCAAAUAGGAACCAGACUACUUUCUUCUUCCAGCCUCGGAAUGGUUACAUUGAUAUCAAUGGUGAAAUUUCAAGA